This is a messenger RNA of Prunus armeniaca (apricot), 981 nucleotides long. The record is from the annotation of a GenBank genome assembly. Lineage: Eukaryota; Viridiplantae; Streptophyta; Magnoliopsida; Rosales; Rosaceae.
AUGAUGAAGGCCGUAGUCGUAACAACUCCAGGUGGACCAGAGGUCCUCAAGCUACAAGAAGUUGCAGACCCAGAACUCAAAGAAGAUGAAGUCCUGAUCAAAGUCGCGGCCACGGCGCUGAACCGAGCAGACACGUUGCAGAGGAAAGGGGCGUACCCGCCACCCCCGGGUUCCAGCCCUUACCUGGGUCUCGAAUGUUCUGGAACCAUCGAGGCCGUUGGGGAACACGUCUCACGCUGGCAAGUCGGUGAUCGGGUGUGUGCUCUUCUUAGUGGAGGAGGGUAUGCUGAGAAGGUGGCCGUUCCAGCUGGACAAGUUUUUCCUGUCCCGCCAGGUAUUUCUUUGAAGGAUGCUGCUAGCUUUCCUGAGGUGGCAUGCACUGUUUGGUCGACUGUUUUUAUGAUGAGUCGGCUAUCUGCCGGUGAAACGUUUUUGGUUCAUGGGGGCUCCAGUGGAAUUGGUACAUUUGCAAUUCAGAUAGCCAAAUACCAGGGAGUAAGGGUGUUUGUCACAGCAGGAAGUGAGGAAAAGUUAGCUGUUUGCAAGGAGCUUGGAGCUGAUGUGUGCAUCAAUUACAAGACCGAGGACUUUGUUGCACGGGUAAAGGAAGAAACAGGUGGCAAAGGUGUUGAUGUUAUCUUGGAUAGCAUUGGGGCAAGCUACUUUCGGCGGAACCUUGACAGCUUAAAUUUUGAUGGGAGACUUUUUGUCAUUGGGAUGUUGGGUGGUGCUGUUACAGAAAUAGAUCUCCGUGUUGUGCUUUCGAGGCGUCUCACCAUCCAAGCGGCUGGCUUGCGGUACAGAAGUCCAGAAAACAAAGCGGAAAUUGCUAGAGAGGUGGAGAACAAUGUGUGGCCUGCAAUUGUUGCCGGCAGGGUGAAAACUGUGAUCUACAAGUCUUUUCCACUAUCUGAGGCAGCAGAAGCUCACCGGCUCAUGGAAAGCAGCCAGCAUAUUGGAAAGAUACUGCUUGUUGCGUGA